Molecule: messenger RNA, 1061 nt
Organism: Sorghum bicolor (sorghum)
Lineage: Eukaryota; Viridiplantae; Streptophyta; Magnoliopsida; Poales; Poaceae
Product: photosystem I reaction center subunit III, chloroplastic
Exons: 2
Coding region: 128-817 (229 amino acids)
Biological process (GO): photosynthesis
Cellular component (GO): photosystem I; photosystem I reaction center; chloroplast thylakoid membrane
Source: RefSeq, a predicted model, not a curated record
CUUCGUGAUCCCAAAGCUCCACCCCGCACACAGUGCCAAUAAGCUCGUCUCUUUCUCCCCAGCUCCAGCUCCACGCCGGACGCAGCAGCAGCAGCAGAAGCAGAAGCAGAAGCAGAAGCAGAGAUCGAUGGCCGCCCUCGCCGCCUCCUCCACGGCCGCCUUCGCCGCGAAGCCGCGCCUCCCUCGCGCGCGCCUCUCCGUGGCCUGCUCCGCCACCGGCGACGGCAACGCCAACAGCGUGUCGCUCGCGUCCUCCGUGAAGACGUUCUCGGCGGCGCUGGCGCUGUCGUCGGUGCUUCUCUCCUCGGCCGCCACCUCCCCACCGCCCGCGGCCGCCGACAUCGCGGGGCUGACCCCGUGCAAGGAGUCCAAGGCGUUCGCGAAGCGGGAGAAGAACUCGAUCAAGAAGCUCACGGCGUCGCUGAAGAAGUACGCGCCCGACAGCGCCCCCGCGCUCGCCAUCAACGCCACCAUCGAGAAGACGAAGAAGCGGUUCGAGAACUACGGCAAGUUCGGGCUGCUCUGCGGCGCCGACGGCCUGCCGCACCUCAUCGUCAGCGGCGACCAGCGGCACUGGGGCGAGUUCAUCACCCCCGGCCUGCUCUUCCUCUACAUCGCCGGGUGGAUCGGGUGGGUCGGCAGGAGCUACCUCAUCGCCAUCAGCGGCGAGAAGAAGCCCGCCAUGAGGGAGAUCAUCAUCGACGUCGAGCUCGCCACCCGCCUCCUCCCCAGGGGGUUCAUCUGGCCCGUCGCGGCGUACCGCGAGCUCAUCAACGGAGACCUCGUCGUCGACGACAAGGACAUCGGCUACUACUAACUGCGUGCUGCACCUGCUUGCACAUCGCUGCUGGCGAGGGCGCAGUGCGUAUGUGGGGAAAGAUCGAUGGCUUUUGGUGUAGGAGCUGGUAGGGGGAAGGAAUCCAAGUGAUCUGUUGUACUUAAAAGAAACUGGAUGAAAGCCUUGUAUAAUUGGACUUCUAUCUCUUGUGUGUAUUCACCUUCAUGAAAAUUCUUGAGAAUAUGCUUCAAAAAGAUAAUCUUGAGAACAAUUUCAUUUUGCA